AAAUGAUCCGCAUAGGCUAGCUAUGAGAUCUAAAAUGUGCAGACUGCAAAGUGUAUAAAAACUUUAAUAGUCGACGUUUUGUAUAACGAUGUAACCGAGGACAAAUCAUCCACACGCCCCUUUGAUUCCUUGACAAUGAAUGUUCGUACGGGAUACAGUCCAGUCAUGCACGGGUUAAACUGGGCGGAGAAAGCCAUGGUAGACCAGUCUCGGUAACGCGGAUUAGAGCGACAUGUAGCUUAAAUUUGGUGCAAAUGUCAACUACCUAAUGUCAGAGCUGUGCAUGUGCGGUCUGUCUGAAUGGAAAAUAAUUUAAUAAUGAGAACAAUUAAGGCGUAAAUACAUUAUUUCCGAUCGUCGGCCUUCUCAACCUAUUUAUAUGUACAGUACGCAACCUAGCGUAUCUGCAACUUGUUUUUACUAUGGAACUAUUUGCCACAAUUGAUCAAGGGGGUAGCGUUUUGGACAUGUCGGAUCUGAAUCUAGAGAGUUUGAAUUUAGACUCUGUCGAUGGCGAACGGAGGAGAGUGACCCAACAACUAUACAUCUAUAACAAUAGACUGACAGUGUUGCCUCCAUCUGUAUGUCUAUUUUCCAACCUGGAAGUUCUGGAUAUUAGCAACAAUGGAUUAACGGGUCUCUGUGAGGACUUUCCACUUUUGUCUAACCUCAAAACACUUAUAGCCAAGAACAAUCGUCUGAACCAAUUUUCGUUCCCAAAGGAAUUUGGAUCCAUGCAACUCGAUACACUGAACUUCAGUGGGAAUAGAUUUGAAGAGGUGCCCGUGCAGUUUUUAAAGCUACAGCGGUUAAAAUAUUUGUCACUUGGAGGUAACAGACUCAAAAGCAUUCCUGCGGAGAUAGAGAACGUUGCUAGUUUGGAGAUGCUCUAUUUGGGUGGAAACCUCAUUGCCUCCAUCCCCCCAGAGCUGGCCAACCUUUCUGCUCUCAGAUACUUGGUCCUAUGUGACAACCGGAUUCAGAGUGUACCGCCGCAGCUCACCAGACUGAACUCCCUGCGCUGUCUAAGUCUCCAUAACAACCUGCUCACCUACUUACCACGGGAGAUUCUCAACUUGGUGCACCUGCAGGAGCUCAGUCUCCGUGGCAACCCCCUGGUUGUCCGAUUCGUCAAGGAUAUGACUUACAAUCCUCCCUCGUUGUUGGAGCUUGCUGCACGGACCAUCAAGUCCCGGAACCUGCCAUACCGUCCUGAAGAUCUGCCUGGAAAUCUGGUGCAUUACCUGGGCUUAGCCAGCAAGUGUCCCAACCCUAAAUGUGCUGGUGUGUACUUUGACUCGUGUGUGAGGCACAUCAAGUUUGUGGACUUCUGCGGGAAAUAUCGCUUGCCCCUUAUGCACUACCUGUGCUCCCCAGAAUGCACCUCUCCCUGCAGCUCCAACCCGCAGAGCGAUGCAGAGUCGGACGAUGAAAGGAGCGUGGCGGCCGUCAGGCUGCAGAGAGUGCUUCUGGGAUAGGAGGAAAUGUGGGUGCUUCUGGUUCCAAAACAGGGGAUGUUGGACCAUUCCCAUGACUCCAAACAGCCGACUAACCACUCCUGUGCCAAACACAAUAUAAAACACUGAUGCUGAGCAGAUCACACGUUUAACAUGGGAUAUGUGGAAUUCCUCCAAGCACUAUGUGUAACAUAAACGAUCCACAGGAUAUUACUGAUAUUUUGAGCCUUAGUGUUUUAAACAUCUAAGCAGACUUUAUGAAGUACAAUAGACAUUUUUGGGCUGUAGAGCACUGAUUAAAUGUGCAGUAUGUGUUGAAACAGCCAGGAAUAAAAGGUGACAGUCGG
This is a messenger RNA of Esox lucius (northern pike), 1804 nucleotides long. RefSeq names its product leucine-rich repeat-containing protein 58. Lineage: Eukaryota; Metazoa; Chordata; Actinopteri; Esociformes; Esocidae. Gene Ontology annotation, molecular function: protein binding. The coding region runs from base 423 to 1478 and encodes 351 amino acids. The transcript has 4 exons. The record is from RefSeq and is a predicted model, not a curated record.